AUUUCCAUUAUGGCGGUUGUCGGGUUGAUCGGAAAAUGGAAUGUGAUUUUUGUAAUCACGUGAUUCAUUCGAAAUAGCCGUCGCCUUGAAUCUGUUUGCUGCGUUCCCAAAUCAAAGUUUUAAAAUUGUAUACGUAUAGUUAAGCACGAUGGACAUCGAAAAGCUUACGGCUUUGUUGAACGCCACACUUUACCAACCGCACAGGAGCGAAGCCGAAGAACAGCUUCAGCGUAUUCAUAAAAUAGCUGGAUUUGGUCCAGCAUUGUUACAAAUUGUUCUUACCGCUGACAUAGAAAUGUCUACACGGCAAGCAAGUGCAAUCUAUUUAAAAAAUCUGAUUUAUCAGAAUUGGGCUGGUCGUGAAGAUGAACCUAAUAAAUUUACUAUUCAUGAACAAGAUAGACAAAUGAUUAGGGAUACAAUUUUAGAUGUUAUAGUUCAAGUACCAGAAUUAUUAAGAACCCAAUUAACUGUAUGUUUAGUAACUAUGAUAAAAAAUGAUUUCCCGGGUCGAUGGUCCAAUGUGGUAGAUAAAAUUGAUGUUUAUUUAAAAAGUGAUAACACGUCAUAUUGGAUGGCAGGGCUAGUUGGAUUUUCAUCUUUGGUUAAAGCGUUUGAAUAUCAAAAAGCAGAUAAGUCUCCUAUUCAUGGAGCAGUUAAAGUAUUGCUUCCAGGAGUUUACAAUGUAAUGGCUCAUAUUGUCACCAACUCCACAGCUGAAUCAGUAACACUACAAAAAUUGAUAGUUAAAAGCUAUUUUAAACUUAUUCAAUUUACAUUAAGUCCAGAUUUAAUGGAGAGAACUACAUUUACUAAAUGGAUGGAAAUUCUGAGUUUAGUUUUAUGUAAUCCUGUACCUGAAGAAGUUAACCAAUAUGAACCAAGUGAAAGAGAUCAAUUACCUUGGUGGAAAGUUAAAAAAUGGGCAUUGCACACUUUGUAUAGAAUAUUUGAAAGAUAUGGAAGUCCAGGAAGUGUUGCUAAAGAGUAUCAAUUAUUUGCAACAUUUUAUGUGAAAACUUUUUCUACUGGUAUAAUAGAAAUCAUUUUAAGAAUUUUAGAUCAAUAUCGAAACAAAAUUUACGUACCUCCAAGAGUUAUGCAAAUGAGCUUAAAUUAUCUAAACCAAUGCAUUGGUAUAGCACACACAUGGAAAAUGAUUAAGCUCCAUUUAGCAGCUAUUAUUCAAGAUAUUAUUUUCCCACUUAUGUGUCAUUCUGAAGCUGAUCAAGAGUUAUGGGAAACUGAUCCACAUGAAUAUAUCUCUCAGAAAUUUGAUAUUUUUGAAGAUCUGAUAUCUCCUGUUAUGGCUGCUCAAUCUACAUUACAUUCAGCUUGUAAAAAGCGUAAAGAUAUUUUGCCAAAAGCGGUUCAAUUUAUUGUAGGUGUAAUUACUUCAAACGAUGCUACACCAUCCCAAAAAGAUGGAGCCCUUCAUAUGCUUGGCGCAUUAGCAGAUGUUAUAUUUAAAAAAGACAUGUACAAAGAUCAAGUGGGCAGUAUGCUAUAUCAACAUGUAUUUCCUGUUUUUCAAAGUCCACAUGGUCAUUUAAGAGCUAGAGCUUGCUGGUUUAUACAGCACGUAUGUGAUGUCAAAAUCAAUAAUGAUAGUGUAUGGACUGAUUUGUCAACACUUUGCACAAAUGCUUUGUUAACUGAUAAAGAGCUUCCAGUGAAAGUUCAAGCUGGUUUAGCUAUUCAGGCAUUAUUAAUUGCUGAAGAUAAAGUGGAACGGCUUUUAGAACCAAAAAUUAAAGAAAUUGUAUUGGAGCUUUUAAAUGUAUUAAAAGAAACGGAAAACGAUGAUAUUACUGGUGUUGUACAGAAGACGAUUGCCAUUUAUUCAGAAAAACUAGCUCCUAUAAUGUUUGAAAUUUGUCAAAAUUUGGUUAAAACCUUACUUCAAGUACUAAAAUCCGAUGACAUGAAUGACAAAAAAGAAAUUACUGGUAUGAGUAUAUUGAGUUGUAUAGAGACUAUACUUAGUGUAAAUGAUGAGCAACAACAUACUUUAGCUGCUCUUGAACCAAUUGUAUUAGAAGUUAUUGUCCACAUAUUUACUACCCCUGAACCUGAAUAUUACGAAGAGGCGUUUAAUUUAGUUUGUGAUUUAACCAAUACUCAAGUAUCACCAAAUAUGUGGAAAGUAUUAGAGUUAAUCUAUGGAGUUUUUCAGAAUGAUGGUUUUGAUUAUUUUGUUGAUAUGAUGCCUUGUCUGCACAACUAUGUUACAAUUGGUAUGGAAACAUUUGUUACAAAUGAAAAUUACAUGUUAAUUAUAUUCAAUAUGUGUAAAGUUGUUCUGACAUCAGAAUCUGGUGAAGAAGCUGAAUGUCAUGCAGCAAAAUUAUUAGAAGUCAUUGUUUUGCAAUGCAAAGGUCGAAUUGAUCAAUGUAUCCCACCAAUUGUGGAGGUAGCUUUGCAAAGACUGGUUAGAGAAAUAAAAUCAUCUGAAUUAAGAGCAAUGUGUCUUCAAGUGAUCAUUGCUGGUAUCUAUUAUAAUCCACACUUGUUAUUUGAAACUCUUGAUAAGUUACAAAUGUCAAUGUCUACAAAUGAAUCAAUUUCUAUACAUUUUAUUAGACAAUGGUUACAGGAUACAGAUUGUUUUUUUGGUAUUCAUGACCGAAAACUUUGUGUUAUGGGAUUGCUGACACUGAUGGCAUUGUCUCCAAAUAGGCCAGUUGCAGUAAAUGAACAUGCAACACAAAUUGUGCCAUCUAUGCUUAUGUUAUUUGACGGUCUAAAUCGUGCAUACAAUACUAAAGAUGCAACUUCGGAUGAAGAAUCUAGUGAAGAUGAAGACACGGACACUGAAAAUGAGUUGGCAACUGAUGAAGACGAGGUUGACGAAAGCAUUUCAUUCGCGAAUGAUAAAAAAAAUAAUCUGUUUCUAAACCCAGUUCUUAAUCCAGAUAUUGCAGAAGAUGAAAGUGAUAGUGACGAUGAUGAUUAUGAACAACCUGAAGAAACAAUCCUAGAAGUUUAUACUACACCACUAGAUCAAGAAGACAAUGCCGAUGAGAAUUUGGACGUUUACAUUUUAUUUAAAAAUGUUUUGUUGAGUAUACAACAAAACGACCCUGCCUGGUAUUUGGCGCUUACCAAUCAUCUCAAUGUUGAGCAGCAAAAGUCCAUUAAUGAAAUAAUGGUUCUAGCUGAGCAAAGACGUACUGAGGUUGAAAAUAAAAAAAAAGAAAAACUUGCAGGCUUUAAAUUCGACCAAGCAGCCACAGUUCCAACCUCAUUCAAUUUUAGCAACAAUUCUAAUUCACCUUUUGCUUUUGGUCGGUAACCGGACUACAAUUAAAUGUGACAUUUAAUCAUUGCUUUAACUAUUCAUUAUUAUUAUUAUUAUUAUUAUUAUUGUAUGUCCAAACUAUAUACAAAAACAUCUAAAUAAAUUAAACAACAUGUUG
This is a messenger RNA of Adelges cooleyi (spruce gall adelgid), 3419 nucleotides long. It is a transcript of the gene msk, whose product is annotated as importin-7. The record is from RefSeq and is a predicted model, not a curated record. Gene Ontology annotation, cellular component: nuclear envelope; cytosol. Bases 149 to 3295 code for a protein of 1048 amino acids. Gene Ontology annotation, molecular function: small GTPase binding. NCBI's taxonomy places the organism in Eukaryota, Metazoa, Arthropoda, Insecta, Hemiptera, Adelgidae. Gene Ontology annotation, biological process: protein import into nucleus. The transcript is spliced from 21 exons.